Messenger RNA from Cannabis sativa, 2069 nucleotides. Its product is annotated as probable WRKY transcription factor 48. The transcript is spliced from 3 exons. The record is from RefSeq and is a predicted model, not a curated record. Gene Ontology annotation, molecular function: DNA-binding transcription factor activity; sequence-specific DNA binding. Gene Ontology annotation, biological process: regulation of DNA-templated transcription. NCBI's taxonomy places the organism in Eukaryota, Viridiplantae, Streptophyta, Magnoliopsida, Rosales, Cannabaceae. Bases 298 to 1587 code for a protein of 429 amino acids.
AUAAAACAAAACAAAAUCUAUUCACACACACACACACUAUUACUAUAGUCUCUCCCUCUUUCUCUCUCUCUCUUUUUUUCUCAAAAAUAAAAAAUAAAUAAAUAAAACACCAAACAGUCUCCCUUCUCUCUUUCUUUUUCUCUUUCUUUGUUAUAAAACAACUUGGAGAACAAGUUUUUUUUUUCUUUUUCGAAAAACAAAAAGAACAAAGAGAGAGAGAGAUCGAAGAAGAAGAAGAAGAAGAGAAUAUGUGCUGCUCUUUUUCUAUUGAUCUAAAUUAAUAUAUAUAUAUAUCUCAUGGACAAGAAAGAAGAAGAGGUCAAGAACAACAAUAAUUCGAUUAAUAUGGCAAAUUCAUCAACAACAGGAGGAGGUGCAGUAUUAGUAGAAGAAGAAUAUCAUUUCAAUUCUACUUUAUUCGAUAAUAAUAACUAUCAUUAUUAUUUCAAUAAUAAUAAUAAUAAUAGUAUUAUGCUACAACAACAACAACAACAAGCAUCAUCUUUGGGGUUUAUGAAUUUACUGGGAAUCAAUAAUAUUAAUAAUAGUCAUGAAGAUUUUGGUUCAUCUUUAUUCUACUUUCCUCCACCACUACAAGAAGAAGAAUCCAAUAAUGAUAAUAAUAUGUUGAUAUUUGAUGACCCUAUCAAUAAUAACCAUCUACUUGGGUUGUCACCGCCGCCGCCGCCGUCUUCACCGCUUCCUCCACCUUCGUCCACUGUUCCCUCGCCAUCUCCAGCUUCAAGCACAGUGUUGCCGGAAACUUCUGAGGUUUUGAACAGUACAACUCCGACGACGCCAAACUCAUCCACUCUUUCUUCCUCGUCCAAUGAAGAACAAAAACAAAAAGUAGUACCAAAUCACCAAGAGGAAAUAACUGAAGUUGAAGCUGAGACAGAGCAAGAUCCUGAAAAAUCAUCCCACAAUAAUAAUAACAAGCAGUUGAAACCGAAAAAGAAGAACCAAAAAAGGCAAAGGGAACCGAGAUUUGCGUUCAUGACAAAGAGCGAGGUGGAUCACUUAGACGAUGGUUACAGAUGGCGUAAAUACGGCCAAAAAGCUGUGAAAAAUAGCCCUUAUCCAAGGAGUUACUACCGUUGCACCAGUGCAGGGUGUGGCGUGAAAAAGCGAGUAGAGCGUUCUUCAGAUAACCCUACCAUAGUUGUAACUACUUACGAAGGUCAACACACUCAUCCAUGUCCCGUUACGCCACGUGGCAGUCUCGGAAUUUCUCCGGAUUCCCACUCAUUCUUUCCCUCCGUUUCUUACGGUGGAGCCGCCGCCGCCUCGACGGUGCCGAUGUUGCCGAGUCAUGAUCAUCCUCAUCAUCAUCAGUACCGGCCCUAUAGCUCAUUGUUAUCGAGUCCUUAUAAUAAUUACUCGUCCAGUUUAAACACAAUUAGUAGUAGAAGUAACAAUACUAAAAACGACGUCGUUUUGGGUGUUAUGAAUUCUUGUUCUUCUACUACUACUACAACAACAACAUCUUCAUUGGCUUCGAGUAUGACAAAUGGGGGGCUUCUUCAAGAUAUUGUGCCUACCCAGAUGAGAAAUAAUGAAGACCAUCAUCAUCAUCAGAGAUCAUGAUCAUCAUAAUUGGUACGGACAUAUAUAUUUAUUUUGCUAACUCUGAUCUCAUGAUAUCUAUUAUGGGUUUUUUGUUGUUGGUCUUUUGUUAUUAUAAGAAAGAACCCACUACGUUUUUUUUUCUUUUUUUGUUUUAGUUACUUUAAUUAUAAUUUAAUCAUGAUCGAUUGAUCGAUCAUUACCCAUUUCAUUAGUAGUAGUGUAUUAUAUAUAUAUAUAUAUAUAUAUAUAUGUAUAAUGAGUAGUAGUGGGCCUUUUUUUUUUUUUGCCUUUUGAUAUUGUUGGAGGGGUUUUUCUUAGUACUUUUUUUUUUCUCCCUUGUAUUUGGGGUUUUGUUGUUAUGUUUAUUCUUUUGUAUACACUUAUAAAUAUGUAGGAGUAAUUUUAACUAUUGGAUUUUCAUGGCCAAUAUUAUUUAUACAUUAUUGGGUUUUGUAUAUGAUAUCCAUAUUACUUAUAUAUGAAUGUAUUUUAUUUUCCUU